This is a messenger RNA of Exophiala bonariae, 1248 nucleotides long. RefSeq lists its product as uncharacterized. NCBI's taxonomy places the organism in Eukaryota, Fungi, Ascomycota, Eurotiomycetes, Chaetothyriales, Herpotrichiellaceae. The coding region runs from base 1 to 1248 and encodes 415 amino acids. The transcript has 5 exons. The record is from RefSeq and is a predicted model, not a curated record. Gene Ontology annotation, molecular function: acetate kinase activity. Gene Ontology annotation, biological process: phosphorylation; acetate metabolic process.
AUGGCAAAUAUCAUUCUUUCAAUCAAUGCCGGGUCGUCUUCCUUAAAGACAACGGUGUUCAAAGAAGUACAGGAUGGAGAAGAGAAGCAGCUACAGCGGCUAGCUUCCGCCCAAAUCUCGGCCAUCAACCAGCCACCAGCACAGUUCAAAUACGUUCGCGGUGACCACAAGAAGUCAUCUGAGGCAGGCUCUAUUCAUGACCACAAAGAGGCAUUCGAAUAUGUCCUCAAUGCCUUCCUCUCGGACCCAGACAUCCCAGAGGUGGCCAGUAAGGACGAUUUUCAUUAUGCAUGCCACCGAACUGUACAAGGAGGUGAUUUCGAGGACGAUCAAUUGAUCGACAAGAGCACAUUUGAAAAGAUCGAAAAGUUGUCGGAUCUAGCGCCCUUGCACAAUGCUUCCGCCGUUAGUCUAAUGACUGCAUGUCAUGAAGAUCUUCCUAAAGUCGUCAAUGUCGCAUGCUUCGACUCUGGCUUCCAUCAUACCAUGCCCGACUAUGUCAAGACCUAUGCUAUUGACCAGAAAAUUGCGAAAGAGAAAGGCCUGCGCAAGUACGGGUUCCACGGUCUUAGUUAUAAGUACAUCACUCGAAGGGUGGCUGAAGACCUUGGCAAACCACAGUCUGAGAUCAAUCUCAUUGCGCUCCACCUUGGAAGCGGAGCAUCAGCUUGUGCAAUCAAGAAUGGGCAAUCCAUAGACACCACGAUGGGAUUGACCCCGGUCUCCGGCUUGCCCGGUGGCAGUCGGUCGGGCGACAUUGACCCCAGUCUAGUCUUUCAUUACACCUCGGACGCCAGUGCUUUGAGUCCUAGCAGCACAAAAGAUUUGCAUAUAUCGACGGCCGAAGAUAUUUUGAACCGCCGAAGUGGGUGGCUCGCUUUGACCGGCACAAGCGACUUCUCAAAAAUUGCGGACCCGAAAGCGCCGGACACCCACCAACUUGCAUUCAACAUCUUUGUCGAUCGAGUAAUUGGUUACAUCGGUAACUACUACGUCAAGCUCGAAGGCCGAGUAGAUGCUCUGGUGUUUGCUGGAGGUAUAGGCGAAAGAAGCGCCUAUUUACGAAAGGUCGUAACCCAAAAAGUGGCGUGUCUGGGUUUUACUCUGGAUGACGAAAAGAACGAAGGUGCCGCCGAUGGAAACGAUGUUGUGGAUAUUGGUUCAGACGGCAAAACGCCGCGGACUCUUGUGUGCGAGACAGAUGAGGAUUUUGAAAUGGCGUAUAAUUGCAUGCUUCAUCCGAAAUGA